GGGGCGCUGGUGAGUCCACAUACUUGCGCCGCUAAAAAUGUGAAAAUGGCGGAGCUACAAAUGCUUCUGGAAGAGGAGAUUCCAGCAGGACGAAGCGCGUUGCUAGACAGUUUCACCAAUUUGGAAAGAGUCGCCGAGUACUGCGAGAGCAACUAUGUCCAGUCACCAGACAAGCAGAGGGCACUUGAGGAGACUAAGAACUACACCACGCAGUCUUUGGCCAGUGUAGCCUACCUGAUCAACACAUUGGCCAACAAUGUCCUGCAGAUGUUGGACAUCCAAGCUUCACAGCUCCGACGCAUGGAGUCCUCCAUCAACCACAUCUCACAGACUGUGGACAUUCACAAAGAGAAGGUUGCCAGGCGGGAAAUUGGUAUUCUUACAACCAAUAAGAACACAUCUCGCACACACAAGAUCAUUGCUCCAGCCAAUCCUGAAAGGCCUGUGCGUUACAUUCGCAAGCCCAUUGACUACAGUCUUCUAGAUGACAUGGGUCAUGGAGUCAAGUGGUUGCAAAGGUUUAAGGCCAGCGCUCAGAACAUGAAGACUGGAGCUGGUGGACUCCCUCGUACCAACCCCCCCACACAGAAGCCCCCAAGCCCGCCUAUGUCAGGGAAGGGGACCCUUGGGCGCCACUCCCCCUAUAGGACGCUUGAGCCAGUGCGUCCACCCGUUGUUCCUAAUGACUACGUCUCAAGCCCGACGCGCAACAUGGCGCAACCCCAGCAGAGCCCUGCACGCACUGCAUCAGUUAAUCAGAGGAACCGCACGUACAGCAGUGGGAGCAGCGGAGGUAGCCACCCCAGCAGCAGUCGCAGCAGCAGCAGAGAAAACAGCGGCAGUGGCAGCGUAGGUGUUCCUAUCGCUGUACCAACCCCGGCCCCGCCCACAGCCUUUCCAGGUUCUGCCCCUCCCUCUUCCAACCCAGCUAAGCCUCCCCCCACCACUGCCACUCUUUCUGGGACCCCCUCUUCUGCCCUUGUAGAUGGUCCCCAACAGGCCUCUAACCCCCCUGUAGAUAUCCCGCCUGUACCCCCACCCCCUCCUCAGCUCCCUGUCUCUGCAGCCCCCACCGGCACAGGCCCCAAUUCUUAUGGCAACCCUGCACAAGGUGCUCCUCAUUACUACAGCAUGAACCGCCCGGCACAGCCACCUCAAAACAUGCAGGUAGGAGGUUCUCUGCCAUACCGCCGGCCUGCCUCUAUCUCUGGUCAUUCCAAUGUGGCACACAACCAGAACCAGCUCAACGGUGGACCUCACUUUGUUCAGAACCAAGGCCCGCUCGCUCCCCCUCCCCCUUCCAUGCAGAUCACCCCUCAGCUGCCUCUGAUGGGCUUUGUGGCCCGAGUUCAGGAGACUAUCUCAGAUGUGCCGCUGCCGCCUCCGCCUGCUGAGGAGCCCGUGUUUGAGGAGCCUACUCCUCCUCCGCCACCGCUGGAGGACUAUGAGGACAAUGAGGAUGAGGAAGAGUCAGCUGUGGUGGAGUACAGUGACCCGUAUGCUGAGGAAGACCCACCAUGGGCCCCACGGAACUACAUGGAGAAAGUGGUGGCCAUCUACGACUACACUCGAGACAAGGAGGACGAGCUGUCGUUCCAGGAGGGCGCCAUCAUCUACGUGAUCAAAAAGAAUGAUGAUGGCUGGUUUGAGGGCAUGAUGAACGGGACCACAGGCCUCUUCCCCGGCAACUACGUUGAGUCAAUCAUGCACUAUGCUGACUGAACAAUUCCUCCCAUGAACACACAAGGAAGCCCAGCGGGACCAUUGGACGGUGAAGGGGAGGGAGGGGAGCCAAAAGUUAAAGGUCAAAGACAUUGAUCAGGCAGCGCAUGAUCACCUCUGGGCAAAGACAUUUUAUAUGAGCUGCAACAUGACAAACUGCUGCCCAGUCAUUGACGCCAUUGUACAACAAUUACUCGACAUAUAUCCUUCCCUGUACUGUUUCUAUUUCUUUUUUUGACUGCGGAGGACUGGACGGUUAUGGUUUUUCUGUAUUUUUAGAGUUUUGUGUUACAGUUUGUAAGGCAUUGGUUUUGUUUUUACCAUUUUAAAAGAAUAUUUAUUGGUUUAUGUAGUGGGAUUAAAUGGUGAGCGGGUAGGCGGGGCUGUUAGGAGGCAUUCACUCAGAACUCUGUCUCACAGCUCAGGAGAAUGCCUUCAUGUGUCCAUUUAACACUCAACAGACUACUCUCUGACACUGCUACAGUUUCUUCAGUGUGAAAAGUGAUAGUUUCUGUUAACACAUUUUGUUGGCGCACCUCAGCUAGGUGUGUGCCAAAGCUGACAUUCACUGAGAAAAGCACACAAAAUGUCUUAAGAAGGCACACACAACCUCAACAAAAGUGAGUCAGACAUCUGAUAAUGAAAGUCAAACACUACUUUUAAACGGAGACAUGUUUUUCAGAAUAGAUUUACUGUAGUAAGGGACUUGUUUUGCGCUGAAGUGCAAAGAUUUAACAUGAAGGGCUGACUUUAGUUGUGUUUCAGUUUGAUGGCUGCUGCAUUUUUUAUUUUAUUUUAUUUUUUUGGGGUGGAAGAAUCCUCAAUCAGCCCUCGUGUUAAGGGUGGAGGGCGUCGGCCUAGGCUGCUGCUGCAGGUCGUCCGAGUAACAGCAGUGUGAAGCUUUGUUGGUGGAAAUGGUUACCUGGGCUAUUCAUUUGCAGUGUUGAGAUGAUUUCCUCUUUUACCUUUCUGUUUGGGUUUGACCAGCAGUUCCUUGCAGCACACCAUGCUACAUGCUUUGAUGGGGGGAGGAAACCAUUUUUCCUAUUUUCUGGUCUACAGUUGGUCAUAAUAUUUUUAUGCUGCAUUUCUUAAUUUUUGGUAAUCACCCAUGACAACGCCGUUUUUAAGAUGCUUGUGCCAUAUUGAAGUGUGUGUCGGUGUCUCAGACAGAUCACUUCAUUUGCAAUAAAUUGGCCGGAGUGGGGUGGUUGCCAUACUAUCAAACCUUUCCACUGUUUUGACAUCAGUUAUUUUAAAUGAAAAGCACAUAUGUUUGUAGAAAAGGGUGUAGCUGCGAAAGCAUAAAUGUGAGAUAUAUUACGUCACUAGUUCAGGUGUCAUUUGGCCUCCAUAUGGGACUCGAACACAAGACCCCAGUUUCUGAUGUGCUUGGCUGUUGAGUGUCUGCGAGGGCUCAGUGCUUGUACUUACUUGAGAAUCUUUAUUUUCUAUAAAAACAAAAAAUUUAAAAUAAUUACAAGUGAGUCUGUAUGAGUCUUGCAUGCCAUUGUUCUUAUCUGUACCGGUGUCCCAAAUCGUGGUGAGAUCACCCAUUCUGAAAAGACAAGCAGGCCUGCAGUUCGGACCAGGUACCACCAGCCUCAUCCAAAGAGACUGUACAACUUCCACCUCGCAUCCAAGGAGUCCUUCUGAGCCGUAAGGGGGAGGAGGAAUGGAGUGGCUGAAGCUGAGAGUAGCCAUCAGUGUUACGUUAGUGGUGAAAAAUCGUGUUUCUACGAUACAAGUGGCUCCUGCACACCAUGCCAGCCUGCAAACAAACAGGAGCUCAAAUGUAGGAGGGAUCACUAAUUGUAAAGCAAACGUCUUAUUGGAUAACACUACAGAAAUCGAAAAUGAGGCUUUAGGUGUGCAGGAUUCACAGCUCCUUGGAAUGGACGGUCCGUCAGGAUGUCCAGUUUAACAGUCCAUAAUGCCAUUGUGUUGCACAGUUAAAGCUGAAUUGCAGAAGUAUCAUAUUUGUAAAGUCAUGAGAACAAAGACAAUAAAAUUAAGAUCUAUUGCUGUA
Thalassophryne amazonica is the source of this 3751-nucleotide messenger RNA. It is a transcript of the gene abi2b, whose product is annotated as abl-interactor 2b. Lineage: Eukaryota; Metazoa; Chordata; Actinopteri; Batrachoidiformes; Batrachoididae. Gene Ontology annotation, cellular component: lamellipodium. The record is from RefSeq and is a predicted model, not a curated record. Gene Ontology annotation, molecular function: SH3 domain binding. The coding region runs from base 46 to 1722 and encodes 558 amino acids. The transcript has 12 exons.